This is a messenger RNA of Anas platyrhynchos (mallard), 3378 nucleotides long. It is a transcript of the gene CHST15, whose product is annotated as carbohydrate sulfotransferase 15. The record is from RefSeq and is a predicted model, not a curated record. Gene Ontology annotation, biological process: hexose biosynthetic process. Lineage: Eukaryota; Metazoa; Chordata; Aves; Anseriformes; Anatidae. Gene Ontology annotation, molecular function: N-acetylgalactosamine 4-sulfate 6-O-sulfotransferase activity.
CUCCCUCCCUCCCUUCCCCUUCCUCCUCUUCCUCCUCCUCCUCCUUCUCCUCCUCCUCCUCCUCCUCCUUCCCCCCGCAGGGGCGCGGAUGGGAGGACGAGCAGAGCGGCGGUGCGCGCCUCCCGGCGCGGUGCGGAGCCGAGGUUGCACAACGCACAUCUUUGAGAACAUUUCUGAGACAAUGAAGCUUCCAGGAACAGAAGUCUGGUUCGGAACUUGCUUGUUUUAAGAGUAUCUGGGAAUUUCUAUGCAUAUUUGCUUAUUCCAACGAAAUCAGAGGACAAUGAAUUCUUUUUAUUUUUUGCAUGUUUUCACACUAAGUAACAACUUUUCUUCUUUCCCGUUCUGUUCAAUGGGAAAAACUUGAGCCAGUUGUGUAGCUGAUUUUUAUUUUGCCGCAUUCCUCAUCCUGAGCCAAAUUCUUGGAAAACACGUCUACAAUACAUCUAUUUUUGUAGUUGGAUUUUUUUCCCCCUGUAUAUGUUUCACUUUUGGAGUCCUUUUAACUGUUCUGGUUUGAACCUGUCCUUCUGUGUCACUGAGAAUUCAUAGAAUCACUCAAGGAAUUAAAUAAUUUCAGACUUGCAGAAGAUGACUCAUAUGCUUCAGAAACAUUUUUGUGGCUGUGCUUGGCUCAUUAAUACAGGAGUUUAACAGUACUAAUAUGAAGCAUUGCAUUAAUUGUUGCAUACAUUUAUUACCAAAUGACUUGCACAGACAGUGUUUCAGAUGCCGUGGACCUAGCCAUAAUAACCAGAAGUGUCCCGUUUGCAAAGGAGAAAAUAAAAACCAUUUGUACACUGAUAGCAAGCAGAUGAAGUUGCUUGCAGUUUUGGAAGUAAGGACUGAUCACAGUGAAAGCUGGAAUGGAUUUUUCUGCUUGAAGAAGGGGAAGCUAUGCAGCUUAAUAUUUGGGUUGAUUAUAAUGACUCUAGUGAUGGCAUCCUACGUACUGACUGGAGCCAAACAUGGCCUGUUGUUAAUACCGUCUCCCUUCCAUUACGGAGCUUUUACUAGCAAUCCAAGCUUAAUGGACAAUGAAAGCCUUAGUGACAUGAAAGACCAUUACCAGUCUUCUAAAAUUAAUAUUUCAUAUGUAAAGGAUUAUCCAAGUAUUAAAUUAAUUAUUGACACUAUUACUUCAAAGAUAGAGUUUAUAACAAGACAGCGCCCUGAUUUAGAAGAGCUGAGGAAACAAGAGCCACAUAUGUUUUCAGUAAUUCCUAAUAAAUUCCUUCCAAAUAGCAAGAAUCCUUGUUGGUAUGAAGAGUACAGAGGAAACACAACCACAGAUCCUUAUACAACCAACUCCUAUGCACUGUAUUCAAAGCGUUUUCGAACCAUAUUUGAUUACCUCAGGAAGGUAUUUUGGAACCACUUAUACCAUUACAAGGACAAACACUACCGGCUGCGUUGCCUCCCCCACUUCUACAUCAUCGGCCAGCCCAAGUGUGGGACAACAGAUUUGUAUGAUAGGCUCAGGCUGCACCCCGAUGUUCGGUUCUCAGCUAUCAAAGAGCCACACUGGUGGACAAGAAAGCGGUUUGGAAUCAUUCGUCUGAGGGAUGGAUUUCAUGACCGCUACCCAGUAGAAGAUUACCUUGAUCUGUUUGACUUAGCAGCACAUCAAAUUCAGGGCGUACUGCAGAGUGAAGCAGCAAAAGAGCACAGCAAGACAAAUAACAUCAUAAUUGGGGAGGCCAGUGCCUCGACGAUGUGGGACAACAACGCAUGGAUUUUCUUUUAUGACAACAGUACCGAAGGAGAACCUCCUUUCUUAAUCCAGGAUUUUAUCCAUGCCUUCCAACCAAAUGCCAAACUUAUCAUCAUGCUGAGAGAUCCUGUUGAAAGAUUGUACUCUGAUUAUCUGUACUUUGCAAGUGCUAAUAAAUCUGCAGAAGAUUUUCAUGAAAAAGUGGCAGAAUCACUGCAGCUGUUUGAGAAUUGCAUGCUGGAUUACUCACUGAGAGCCUGCGUCUACAACAACACCCUCAACAAUGCCAUGCCCGUAAGGUUGCAGGUUGGGCUUUAUGUUGUCUAUCUUUUGGACUGGCUGACUGUUUUUGACAAAGAUCAGAUACUUGUUCUCCGCUUAGAGGAUCAUGCAUCAAAUGUGAAAUACACCAUGCACAUGGUGUUCCAGUUUCUGGAUCUCGGACCUCUAAGUGAGAAACAAGAAGCUCUGAUUACAAAGAGUCCUGCAUCAAACACUAGACGACCUGAAGACAGAAGCCUGGGACCUAUGCUACCAACAACAAAGGCAAUUUUAAGAGAUUUCUACAGGCCUUUUAAUACAAAACUGGCACAAGUUCUUUUUGAUGAUGCUUUUUUAUGGAAAAGGACAUAAUAUGUAAAUUUAGUGCCACAAAUACAGUGCUUAAAGGAGUUUUUAUUUUUUUAAAUUCUAUUUUUGUGCGUGGAUAUUUACAUUUUUCCCAUUCCAAAGAGAAGCCGAUUGAUGAGAUGAGACUCUCACCUUCAGUCAGCACACUUCAUGACAGUUAUAUCACAUUUUCCUUGUGAGAAUGUAAAGCAUCUUGCUUAUGAGUUUCUUGCAACUUCUUUUGCCCCAGCAGAAGUGUAGGAUGGAAAAGCACUAGGCUAUGUCUUACACUCUCGGCUGGGAUGUAGAAGUUUAACCUUCUCUAAGAUGCUGCAACAUGGAAUUAGCAUCAAUUUCUUACAAUUACACUUAUAAUCUCAUUUUCAAUAUAUAUUAUUCAUUCAUUUUUUCAAACUAUCAGUGUCAUGUAGUCAUUAAAUUUUUUAAGUGAAUUCAACCAAAAAUUUUGUUUCUUUUUGUCAGCAUGUUCACAAAUAGUCUUCUCUCACACUAAGGUUUCUAUGUCUCCUUAAUUCUGAAAGUAACUUUAAUAGGUAAUUGCAUUUACAUAAAUUUCAAAGUCUAAUUUAUGUCUUCAGUAUAAAUAGGCUUUCCUAGCCCCAAAAUCAAAAGAAAUUUUAUAUUCACAUAAGAAUGGAUGACGGAAAUUUAAACAACAGUCCACAUUCAAUGUUUAGUGUAACAAAUCCAUUUGCCUUCCACAUUUUGUUCAUGUAAACACAAACAUGUAUCACCUAUUCAUAUCAUUCACAUUUUCCUAGGAAACCACUAUCAGGCUUGAUGUAAAGUCAAUGCUGGCCAUAGAGAGCUUUUAUGGAGUUUUCUCUUCGGUCCUACACAAGUGCUCUACUCCAUUGCAAAAAGUACGCAUUUUUAUAUCACUACGAAAUCUGGUCAUUAAAUGCAUUAAUGGACAGGAUACACCAUGUCAUGCAUCGUUAUGGAAAGGAUAUGUUAAAUAAUGAACUAGUUGCACACUGUGUACAUCUAGUUUAAAAAAGGCUUGAAAAUAAAGACUUGAGGAAAAGCUAUUA